UUGUAGCCUGAGCAAAUUCGUGUUUGUUUUGAAAUAAAUUUCGACUUUAUUUUACAUAAAAAGCGCAAGUAAGAUGUAAAAUCUUAUAUCCAAUAGCACUAACUAGCGUUUGAAUAUUAAAAUGUCAAUAGUUAAAACGUGUCCGGGAUUGUAUUGUGGGCGGACAGAGCAAGAAGAUGGUUCUUGGAGUGAAUGUGGUGCAUGCCCGCGGGGGUUUCGCACCAAUGCUACCAGUUACUGUAUGCCUUGUGCGGACGAGCCUACUCUCUACGACUGGCAGUAUCUUGGCUUCAUGGUGCUGUUGCCUCUAGUAUUGCACUGGUUUUUUAUUGACAUGGUCGCCGUCGGCAAAGGCAAAACUGGCAUCCUUGCACAGCACAUUUGUGCCUUUACAGAAGUGCUGACGGGCACUUUAGCAGCACUGUUAGUGCUACCUCCAACUGGGAGUAUAGCUCUGCAUGUGUGCACACCAAAGGCUCUAUCAGACUGGUACACAUUGCUACACAAUCCACAGCCUGAUUAUAAGGAGACUUUGCAUUGUACACAAGAGGCUGUUUAUCCUUUGUACACAAUAGUUCUCCUGAUAUAUGCCUUCAGCCUGGUGAUGACUAUAUCUCUCCGGCCGUGGGUGUUGACCAUGAAUUCUCCCAACCCUGGCAAGAAGGCUAUAUACUGCGCUCUCUACUUCUAUCCUAUACUGGUGUUAAUCCACACAGUGGCAGCUGGGCUGAUUUAUUGUUCGUUCCCCUACAUUAUAAUCAUAAUAUCGAUGAUGACGUCAGCAUCGCACUUCUCAAUAAAAAUCGACCAGUCCGCCCCAGCGCUGCUUCUAUCUUCCAUGACGAAUACACGCAACUUGAUAAUACUAAUAGGCCAUUGGUUGGUGCAUGCUUACGGGAUAAUCUCCCUUACCGGGUUCAAGGAACUAUGGUACUUGUCUCUGGUACCUGCUCCAGCGCUGUUUUACAUUUUGACCGCUCAGUUCACUGACCCCAUGAAGAUACAUAACGACUGACAAGGACGCCAGGCGCGACAAGCGUUCGUGAAGCUAAGAGACCUGAAUAGUGAGUGAAGUGACGAGGUUUUAAUACUUAUUUAAGUACAGAUUGUAAAUAGAAUGAGUGUUAUAAACCUGAAGAUUUCACAGUGGAUUAAUACCUUAAUGGUUGAAGACUUAAAGCUUAAGCUGUAGACUGACAAACCAAACGGUUAUAAGCGACAAUGACAUUAGAAUCGUAGGUGUGAUUUGAUG
Pectinophora gossypiella (pink bollworm) is the source of this 1252-nucleotide messenger RNA. RefSeq names its product JNK1/MAPK8-associated membrane protein. Gene Ontology annotation, cellular component: membrane. The coding region runs from base 122 to 1015 and encodes 297 amino acids. The transcript has 4 exons. Lineage: Eukaryota; Metazoa; Arthropoda; Insecta; Lepidoptera; Gelechiidae. Gene Ontology annotation, biological process: response to unfolded protein. The record is from RefSeq and is a predicted model, not a curated record. Gene Ontology annotation, molecular function: ubiquitin protein ligase binding.